AUGCUCACCAACAGCGAAGGUGUGUGCACUUCCGGAGUCCAUGGCUUCCUACACCGAACCAUCAAAAUGCUCGAGCUGGGUAUCCGGCCCAUCUUCGUGUUUGACGGCCACCCCCCUGCUAUGAAAUACGACUGCCUCAAGGAGAGGCGCGUACAAGCCACUAAGUAUAAGAAAACUGCGUCAUCUCCCGCGGAAACGUCCAUGCCGGCCUCAGAGGCUCCCUCCAGGUCGGUCCCAAUGGAGAUUGACAUCGAUCGUAGAUUGAAACGCCUGGUAGUUCACCCGCCCCUACUAACCCACCGAGCCAGCACUCUCAUUGCCGCACCUCAGGCGGAGGCGACCUGUGUCCGUUUGUGCAAGGAAGGCAAGGCCGAUGCCGUCUCAACAGAGGACAUCGAUGCAGUCGUGUUCGGUGCUCCGAUAGUCCUCAAAAAUCUGUCCAAUACAUUGCAUCAUUCUCGAUCGAUGGAGGUCCCCAAUAACUACGUUCGAGAGAUAUCACGAGACGUGGUUCUUGACAGUCUGAGUCUGACCGCUGAGGGCUUGGCUGAGCUGGCCAUUCUCUGUGGCUGUGACUACUGCCCGAGCAUCCCCAAGAUCGGUCCCACUCGAGCCUAUGGCCUCCUCCUCAAGCACGGCAGCAUCACGUCCAUCAUCACCGCUAUAGAGGGUUCGAAGACCUACAAAGCACCAUCCGGUUGGGCGUACCGAGAAGCGAGAGAACUUUUCCUCAAUCCGCUCACCACUGAUGAAAUUUUUCCCCGAUCAAAGAUGAACGUGGAUGCUCUCGCUGACCUCCUUGUGCAUCGGUUGGACUACAACCCGGCUCGCGUCGAUAACAUUAAAAACAGACUCGAUCGCAUCGGAGGCACCGCCACCCAGACGGCCGAAC
Molecule: messenger RNA, 892 nt
Organism: Perkinsus marinus ATCC 50983
Lineage: Eukaryota; Perkinsozoa; Perkinsida; Perkinsidae
Product: flap endonuclease-1, putative
Exons: 4
Molecular function (GO): DNA binding; 5'-flap endonuclease activity; 5'-3' exonuclease activity
Source: RefSeq, a predicted model, not a curated record